GUAAAAACUCAGUCGGAAUUCUACACGCAUGCGGUUAGCAUGCGUUGUAUACAUGAGAUUAACUAAUGCGUAUUGCAUUGGAUGCCAUUCGAAAAUGUUGGAUCCUUUUGAAGGCGCAGAAGGCAAAGGAGGUUUCCGACAUCGAAACAGAUGAGGGGCCAGUGAAGAAGCACAGACGACUGACUGCUGAUCACUGGAGAGGAACGCCGUCGAGAAUGGACAAGUACAGACGUGAUCGAGGAUCUCAAAACGCAGGUGACGUCAUCAGAAAAGGCCUGACGACGAGGGAUGUGGGGAUUUUAUGCAGUGACCUAGUGCCAAUGAAUGACAAAUGUAUCAUGGUUGGAACAACAGGAAUAGCCGCUUUGAAGGCGGAAUAUGGAGACGAUUUCACAAACUUCGAGAUAAUUCAGGACGUGGGGUAUUCCAGUGAAAGUUCCACCCACCUUUCCGGGGACGACAUCGGAACAGUUGGUGGAGACCACUACUACAACAUCCGCGUUUACAACUGCAACACUUCCGCACAUCAGGGCAUCAGUCUCAGAGAAGAACUCGAAAAUGCCAAAAAGUUCCACGAUCGUCCUCUAGCUUCUUCUUUGGAAUCGUCUUCGUUGGACGACUCUGGACUUGGUGUCAGCGAAGCAGCCAAGAACUGGUCCAAUCCUGAAGACCACGGCAAGACUGCGCAAGGCAAAGAUCCUGGUAGCUGUCCGGAAGCUUCCUCCAGUCCUGAAGACGAAUCCGACUUCUUGGAAACUGUGUUCGGUGGUGCCAUGAAUUUUGGCAGUGGUGAAAAAGUCGUGGACAAUAGUGAUGGGGCUGAAAUUUUCCAAUUUGAACUCAGUAGUGUUGAAAGUGAUGAUCCAUCCACAACAUUCCAAAACAGGAGCUCGUUUGCUUCAUCAGCUCAGGUAUUUUACAAAAUGAUAUCCGUCGACAGUGAUAAUGGCGAACCAGAUUCUCGCAUUCCAGACGUUGAUGAGAAUCGCAACGACACUUCAGAAGGCAAAACACCACCUUUAGAAUCCGCAUCCAACCUCCCAAGUCGAUCAAAAUCGAACGUCCUCUCAUCCGAAAAGAACAACGACUGUUCCGAUUCCGAUUUAGAAACUUUCAAGACCGUCCCAGAACCAAAGAGUUCAAGUGAUUGGGAGAAAUCAAACCCCACUCGGUGCAAAAAGGCUUUGACAUCAACGCCUAUCACUGGUCAAGACGACAAACUCUCGAACAGAAGUAUUAAUCUGAAGCGAAAAAGAGAUUCUGACUCUUCAGAUGUGUGGCAGACACCAAAUAGAAACUCGACUCGGGUACGUUCGUGGUUGAAGAGGUGUUCCGAUACUUCUGUGAGACGGUCGCUUUUUGGUCGACGUACACCAGAUGACGUCACGUGCAGACAAAGGACAAGUGCUUUCAGGCAGUGUCUCAAUACGUCAUCUUGUGACGCCAGUGCAGAAUGCACGUCCUCCAGUGCUGACGAAGGCAAUGCCUUCUCGUCGUCUUCGUCGUAUUUUGACGAUGAGUUCUCCCAACAGAAGAGUCGUCUGGACUCAACAUGUGGUUCUAUAGAGACUGUUCUGGAACAAAGGCGCCGGGCGGACACUGAACGUUCGUCAACCUGUUGUGGUCGAGCCGACACGGAAUGUAACUUGUUGCCAUCGCCGCCAUUUGCGACACCACUAAGACGACUGAGUUACAAGAACACCAAACUCAAAGCGCUGUCUGAUGGCGAAAUACGAAAGUGCCAAACUUUCUGUGAUCAGGAAAAGACGGAACCGGGAACGAAAACACCCCACUCGAAAUCACAAGAUCAUCCCUCCAUUUCAUCAUCAAGCCUCAAGCCGCGUCAUUGCUCCAGCCUUCCAUGCAUUCUUCGAACACAUCAUUCCGAGAGUUCCACUGACGACUGUGCCCGGACGUCAGCACUCUUCCUUACUCCACAUUCCUACGUAAAAACUUCGGACGAUAUUUUUGAAGACGACGUUUUAAAUACCAGCGGAGUGGCGUCAAACGUUUCUAAUCGCAAUCAUUCUGGUUCCUCAGACGUCGGUAGACGAAGAAGACGACGAAGCAGAAAGAAAUCAACAAGUUCGAACAGAUCGUCUCUCAGCGUUUUACACAGUGGUGACAGCGGACGUCACAGAUAUAAUAAGACGACAGAAUCCUGCGGCAGCAGAAGGCGCCAUUUUUCUCAAAGAUCUGACUUCUUUGGAGAUGAGAAGCAGCAGUUAGAAAUAGAAAUCCCACCGUUAGAAGACAACCUGUUGUCAGAGAAAGAUCUCGAAUCGGACAGUUUUCAUUCCGAUUUGUCACUGGAAAAGAAAUUCGUCUGUCGAGAUUCGUCGGCUCUGCCAUCGCCCGUCGAAAGUGACGUCAUACUCACCCAUCUGGAAGAACAAAGUACCGUCUCUGACCAAGUCUGGGAUGGGUAUCAAGACAUGCCGUAUUUGAGUGAAGCCUACUCCGAAAGCACCAUUGACGAAGAUGCUGUUCGGAAAUUAAUUGAAUUCGGAGAUGACUACACUUCUGCUAUUGGAAACCCCGCGCGCCAUCUGGAGACGGCCGAUGGAAACAAUAACCGACCUGAAGCUUCUCGAUCACCAAAUAAAAAAUCGUCCAAGGUUCUUACAUUCCCGAAGACGCAACGGUUAUCCAGUCUCAAUCAAGACUCUGAUUCGGACUCUGAGGAACUUCACUACCUUUUGAAAGACACCAGUGAAACUUUAGAAAUCGUACGAGCCACGUUGUCAUCUGGCACCUAUUUGACAUCAGCAGAAUGCGCGCACCUACUAGCGACAUGCAGAACCCAUUUGAACUGCUUGCGUGAUAUUUGCGACCAAAUCGAGACUGAUGGGAAGGAAGGUCAAUUCUCUGGAGAUGAUCUGAAGAACCUUCACUAUUUGAUUGAGGAGUGGGAGGCCUUGGAAAAAAGUGCGGAAAUGUCUGAGGAGUUGAUCCACCAAAAAUACAUCAAAGCAAAAGAAAACAUAGAUGCCCUCUUUACAAAAAUGUCAGAAAUUUCGUCGCAUACAAAGGUCGACACUGGAAGUUUCAAAUCUUGGCAACAGAUUAAAGAAAAUGUAUCGAAACUACAGAGCGUCUUGAGCACUUUGCAGGAGACCCACGAGCGCCUUGUGGAAGUGAAUGUCCAAGUGCACCACUUCACUGCGGAGUACGGCAGCUACAAAGACAACACUCUGAAAGACGACAUCGUCGAGCUCUAUCGCCAGUGGGAUGACGUCUACGAACAGAACAAUGAGAAGCUAACUCAUUUGCAAACCCUCUGCAACAGGUGGGAUGCCUACGACGGGAAAUUCCGGAGCUUGCAUUCGAAGAUUAAAGCGGCCGAAAUGGCUUCGGGCAGUAAUACAAGACACUCCAUGGAGGAAAGCCACGAGAAAUCGGGUUUGUCUAAAGACUUAAAGGAGCUCCGGGAUGAAGUUGUGUUCUUCGAAAGUUGUCUAAAUGGCGGGAUGGUGUGGAAGACGAUUGAUAAAGACUUACAAGAUUUGGAAAAGCGUGUUGAGAAGUCCGUGAAAGCGUCCAAGAGCGCGUAUCAUCCUCUCUCCUCCACCACAGUCGAGGACGAUCCGGAUGACCGCUUUGAGGACGCUAUACAGCUUCAGGAAGACGACGAAGACGAAUCUGACGUCACUGACUGCGUCACACACGCAAAAAUUGAGAAGAAAGCGGGCGACAGAACUGGUGCUAAAAGCAGAGGAUCUUCCCGGUUUUGGCGAGUUUUUCGCGUGGCCGUGCCGGUACAGUUGGCGCUAGUACUGCUAUACUGCUUGGCUUGUUACCUGGAGCCCAACUGCUGUGAUAUGGUCAAUAACUUCAAUUUCUCUUUUACGCCGCAGUUACGGUAUUUCAGAGGCCCUCCUCCAGUUUGAAUGCUGAUUGCGAAAUUUCAUCAGGUUAGGUUUAAAUAUAGAAUAAUAUUGUUAAAUAUCAGAAGUACAAUGUUGAAUAAAACCGUCCAAUUCUACAGCAGCAAUUCUAUUUGCAGGCAUGAACUUGUAAGAUGUGUAUAACGUGUAUUAUAAUUUUGAUUUUUAAAUGCAUAAUUACCUUUUCCAACUGCAAUAAGGUUUUAUUUUGAUGACUGUAUUCAAAUAUGUAAAUAAUUAUAUUCAGCUAAACAACAUUUUUCCUUUCGUUCUCAUUUGUUGUUUUUGUAAUAUCAAGAACCGAUUUAGAAUUUUUCAUUUUCUUUAAUUUAAUAUUUAAUACUUUUACAAUGUCAUUUUGUUAAUUACCAUAGUAUUUACUUUUUUAUGUUAUUGCAACAGCAAUUUUUGUACUAUGUAUUGAUUGUGGUUUAACAAAUACUUCGUCGAUUCUACAAGAAAAUCCCUUCGUGUAUAAAUAUUUCUUUUUGUGCAGCUAAAGCCUUCGUAAUACAGAAAUGCAAUAAUUUACUAUGUCACUUUUUAAAGGUGUAUUAUUAUUUUAUACUGUUAAUAUUUUGAAUGAGAGUAAAUUGUAGAAUGCAAUUUUUUAACCUUUUGGAAAGCAUAUCGUAAUUACUUUACAAUGAUAUCAUAAAGUAUGUUAAAUGUGCCUCAAUGACGAAUGUGUUGGUAUCUCUUUACUUUUUGCUGAAAGAAACACCCAGGGUUCUCAAGCAAACUUUCAAAGGGUCAAUCAGAAAAAAAAUAACCUGGGUUAAUUUCUCCUACCUUAUACUUCGCGUUGUCUCUCAGGAAAUAUUUUAAAUGAGAGUAAAUUGUAGGAUAAAUUUUUAACCUUUUCUAAAGCAUAUCAGAAUUAUUCAAAACUGAUUUCUUAAAAUAUAUUAAAUGUGCCUUGACGAAGAAUGUGCUGGUAUUUGUUUACUUUUUGGUGAAAGAAGCACUCAGGAUUCUCAAACAAGCUUUCAAAGGGCUAAUCAGAAAAUGUUUACCUGGGUUAAUUUUUCCUAACUUAUACUUCGCAUUGUCUCUCAAGCAAUGUUUCAAAUGUUAAAUAUUAAUAUUUGGAAUGAGACUAAAUUGUAGGCUAUUUUUUUAAAACUUUUUAUAAAGCAUUUCAGAAUUAUUAAAAACUGAUUUCAUAAAAUAUAUUAACUGUGCCUCGACGACAAAUGUGCUGAUUUUUGUUUACUUUUUGGUGAAAGAAGCGCUCAAGGUUAGCAAGCAAACUUUCAAAGGGCUAUUCAGAAAAUAUUCUACCUGGAUUAAUUUCUCCUAACUUAUACUUCGCAUUGUCUCUCCAUCAAUAUUUUAAAUCUUAAUAUUUUAAAUGAGAGUAAAUUGUAGGCUACAAUUGUUUAACUUUUUACGAAGCGUAAACUGAAAACUGAUUUCAUAAAAUAUAUUAAAUAUGCGUCGACGACGAAUGUGUUUCUAUUUGUUUACGUUUUGGUGAAAGAAACGCUCAUGGAUCUCAAGCAAACUUUCAAAGUGCUAAUCAGAAAAUAGUAACCUGGGUUAAUUUCUCCUAACUUAUGCUUCGCAUUGUCUCUCAGGCAAUAAUUUAAAUGUUAAAUAUUAAUAUUUUAAAUGCGAGUAAAUUGUAGAAUACACUUUUUAAACCUUUUAUAAAGCAUAUCAGAAUUACUUAAAAUUGAUUUUGAUUUCAUAAAAUACAUAAAAUGUGCAUCGACGAGGAAUUUGUUUACUUUUUGUUGAAAGAAGCGCCCAAGGUUCUCAUGCAAACUUUCAAAUAGUUAAUCAGAAAAUUUUUUCCUGCGCUAAUCUCUCCUAACUUAUGAUUCACAUUGUGUCUUAUUCUAUGUGCCCGUCAUUAAAAUUAAUACUGUUUAGUAUGUAUUAUCUGAUAGAUUGUUAUGUCGUUCUUGCAAGAUUAGUUUUCUACUUUAACAAUCAACGACAAUCAUAUUAGCAUUAACUCCAUAAAAAAAAUAUGUAUACAGUCGCUUUUGAUAUAGAUUAAGUUAAAACUCUGCUAAUUUUAACACUUGAACGCAUCGAUAUUCAGCUUGCUACCUAGUUCUCGCAUGUGACCUGAUAAACUUAUAUUAAGUGACCCGACAAAGGCAAUCAGGAGCAAGCCGUGAUAUAAAUUCAUGUAGUUAUACAGUUAUUCCCAAAUAUUUUUUUCUUCCAUUUCCAAAGUCAUUGCAGUUUGAUUUUUUCGAAAGCAUUUUUUAGUUUGAAUUAACACCAUUUUCAACAAAACAAGUUUUUUUUUUAUUAUUAACUACUUUUAUUACUAAACUAAUCAAUCAUAUUUUCAGCUCGACAGUUUUGGGAAAAUUGUUUUUAAAUAGGUGUUCUAUUAUUAUAUGUAAUGUUUGUAAAAGGUGUUUGUUCUAAACUAUUACCAAAACGUAAAAUACGCAUCACGUAAAAAUCGGUAUUCUCCUAAAGUGUGAUAUACCGCUCAAGUACUCUAGUUACUCAACAGAUGGCGCUACUUACAUGGCAUAUUUACAGAGCAAUUGAUUUCAGUUGCGCCAUCUAUUGAGCUACUAGAUUUCUUGAGUGACAGAUCGCACAUUAGGAAUCUCUCUGUGCGUAGCAAUCUCUAAAUGUGUGGCAAAUUUAUUUUUUAGACUAGACUGGAUCUUUUGAGAAAUUAAUGAAUGAAAUUCAUUGAAAAGAAAAUCACUUUUAAAAGUUUAAAAUUUUAAAUUUAAAACGAAAAAGUGGUACCAGUAGUCAGAUUAUCAAUUUUUUAUGUUUCUAAGUGUUGAACAUUUCUUAAUAAAAUGAGUAUAAUUGUUGAACCUUGAAUAUUCGUAGAUAUUAUAUGUUCUUUUGUUGUUCUUAGAAUUGAGUAAUUGUUGAACUUUGAAUUUUCAUUGACAGUGGGAUUAAAACAAUGUAUUUUAAAACAAAUGUAACUAAAUAAGAAAAAUUGAACUCGUCAAUUCUAUUAAUUCAUGAAAUUUUAAAGGAUAAGAGGCGAUCGAUAAUAAAGAAAGAAAGCAUUCAAUAAAAAUAAUAGAAUGUUUCUAUAAUUAAUUAAUAUAAAAUGUUACAAAAAAGACGAAGUAGUGAUAUUUUUUACUUUUUCAUGUGCAAAUUUAAUGGUUAAAAAAAUUGACUGAUGCACACAAUAUAAAACACUUUCCAACCUAAAGCUGUAAUGCACAUUGCAUUGCUUUAGUGUAGGUAAAUUAAAUGGUUAAGGAAAAUUAGUGGAUUCUAAAGAAAGGAAGAAAUAAUCAAUCGUAUUUGAAGAAUAUGCCUAAAUGACAGUAAUUGCUAGUUUAAAAAAUUGUUUAACAGACCAAAUUAAGAUGAGGAAGAGUUAAAGAAGAAAAAACCAUUUUGAUAACUAUUUGAAUAUGGAAAAAUAAUCAUUUUGAUAACUAUUUGAAUAUGGAAAAAAAAUUCAUUUUGAUAACUAUUUGAAUAUUAAUAGUAUUUUUUGCAAAUUACAUAUGUAAUUUUCCAAAUAGAAUAUUUUUUCCCCCUUUUUAAUCGAAGUUUGCGAUCGAUCCUUUUUUGUUGUGUGAUAAAAUUAUGUUUUUUCUUCUGAAUAGAGUUACGAUUUUUUUUUUUUUUUUUUCAGAAUAUUUGAAUUCGUGCUUUUAUAACCUUGAUUGAUUCAUAAGCCUAAACUCCGAAGCUAAACUCUAAAAAUUGUCAGAACAAAUGUACAGGCAUUAUUCAAAAAACCAUUCAUUAUCAUGCUGGAACUCCAAAUUUCUAGUCAUUUUCGAGUUGUCUAAAAAUUUUGUUUAAAAAAGCGAACUAUCAUAACUAUCCCAUUUAAAUUGUUUUUUGUUUUACUUCAGAUUUAUUUAAUAUUUGUGUAUUUUUCUACUCAUGAGCGCAAUCAUUGCUUUCAGCUGUAUAUACGUUUUCACUAAUCAUAUUUCUAUUAUUUUUGUGUUUUCAAGUUCAUUUUAUCUAGCAUGGCUUUUAAUUUUAGCAUUUGUAUGGUGGUAAGUUUUUAUUCAUUUAAAACAGCUAUUUUAUUCAUAUAACAUAGGCAUGCAUUUACAUAAAUUUCAUAAUGUUUGUAUAUAAUAAAUAUGUUUUGUAUCAUUUUAGAAAAAUAAAGGAA
Messenger RNA from Uloborus diversus, 7980 nucleotides. RefSeq lists its product as uncharacterized. The record is from RefSeq and is a predicted model, not a curated record. The transcript is spliced from 15 exons. Gene Ontology annotation, cellular component: membrane. NCBI's taxonomy places the organism in Eukaryota, Metazoa, Arthropoda, Arachnida, Araneae, Uloboridae. The coding region runs from base 66 to 3890 and encodes 1274 amino acids.